CACCGAUGGUGUUUAUGGCACAUAAUGAAGAAGCUUCCGGAGAAGUUGGGUGGGUUUACCCAUAAAGAUGAAAUUAUGGCCGGUAUACAUGAUGCAGUAUAUGACUCUCAAUUCCCUGUUGACUUUGAAGUUGGUUGGAAUUCACAUUUGGAAAGGUAUUCACUUCAAGAUGAUGAAUGGCUUAAGGUCAUGUUUGAAGAACGCCAAAGGUGGGUACCUUGUUACUUGAAAACUUCAUUCUGGGCAGGUAUGUCCACAACUCAACGAAGUGAGAGCAUCAACGCUUUCUUCGACCUUUUUGUGCAUUCUAAAACAAGUCUAAAACAAUUCGUGGAGCAAUAUGGUUGUGCCUUAAAAUUUAAGGCUGAAAAAGAGUUUCAAGCGGACGCUGAGUCAUUUUCAAAAUUGGUACCGUGUGUUUCGAAAUUUCCUAUGGAGAAACAAAUGCAAGGUAUAUACACAAUGGCGAAGUUCAAGGAGUUUCGAGAUGAAGUGGUUGGCAAGCUUUAUUGUGACAUCAUUCAAUGGGAUGGCGGUAAAAUUUAUCAUGUCAAAGAAGAAGUUAAAAUAACAGAGGACUUUUACAAGACUGUUUACUUCAUAGUGGAAUAUGAUUCUGGCUUGUGUGAAUGCAAAUGUAGUUGUCAUUUGUUUGAAUUUAGAGGC
Molecule: messenger RNA, 666 nt
Organism: Cuscuta epithymum
Lineage: Eukaryota; Viridiplantae; Streptophyta; Magnoliopsida; Solanales; Convolvulaceae
Source: the annotation of a GenBank genome assembly